This is a messenger RNA of Diprion similis, 1451 nucleotides long. It is a transcript of the gene rho-6, whose product is annotated as protein rhomboid-like. Bases 237 to 1148 code for a protein of 303 amino acids. NCBI's taxonomy places the organism in Eukaryota, Metazoa, Arthropoda, Insecta, Hymenoptera, Diprionidae. The transcript is spliced from 5 exons. The record is from RefSeq and is a predicted model, not a curated record. Gene Ontology annotation, molecular function: serine-type endopeptidase activity. Gene Ontology annotation, cellular component: membrane.
AGUGCACGCGGUGACGCCUCCACGAGAAGACCUUUGUCGCAAUUCGAUCCUUGGUCUCCGUCGAGUUUGACCGCCUCUAGGAACGCGAUAAUACAGUAAAGUAACGAGAGAAAAAAUCUUGGUCUCUCAAGUGCCAUUUAUACUUACAGUCACUUCCGUGAGAAGGAUGAAGUAGCGGACAGGGAAGAUAUCGAGUAACUAGGAAACUGGUCAAAAGGGUUGAAAAAGGCAGCACAAUGGAUGCCGAGGCAGCCCUUCUCGAGGGUUCCCCGACGCUGUCCGUCAUCUCGUCGCCGAACUUGACGGAAUCUAAAUAUCCGGAUGGUGGGCCGCCCUUUUCGCCGGAUGAACGAGAGAGCCUCACUUCCACGAGAGGGUACACAAAAGUCCAGGAUGAGAAUCUGACCCCUGCACUGAGCCCGAGGCACUCGACACCCCCGAAUAAGCCAAAGCUCCGAAUACGGUUGCCUUAUCUGAUGAUCUGCGUCAGCAUAAUCGAGAUAUCCGUACACUGCUUGGGAGACGAAGCCACCUUGCGAACAUGGCUGGUCUACGACCCUCAACAACGCAUUCAGGCCUGGAGGUUCGCCUCCUACAUGCUUCUACACUCGAAUGCCCUUCAUCUGUCUCUCAACGUCGUCAUACAGCUGGUGCUCGCCGUCCCGCUGGAGGUAGAACAAGGCUGGCUUGGGGUGGCAGCCGUGUAUCUGGGUGGAGGCAUUUGUGGCGCUCUUGGGGCAUCGCUUCUUCAGCCAACUCUCUAUCUGGUUGGAGCUUCCGCUGGAGUUUACGCGCUUCUUACGAGUCACCUGGCUCACUUAUACUUGUGCCACGGCGAGCUGCCGUACCCCAGCUGGCGGCUGGGCGCCAUUCUUCUCUUGGCUGGUGCUGACAUAGUCUCACUUCCGGUUCCGGCAUUGCUAGGCUGUGGGCGAGUGGGAUGGGCGGCCCACGUUGCAGGGGCCAUAGCCGGUCCUCUGCUGGGCCUUGCGCUGUUCCCGCGUCAGAGCAAGAAGGAUUCGCGGGGCCGGAAGUUCGUCCGAUUCGUCCGUUUCCUGGCGGGACUCGGUGUGCUGCUCUUGGUCUUCGGGGCGAUCCUUGGCAACAUCUACCUGAUCGCUCUUCCCCAGAAGCGGAGGGCCUCCUGACAAAAAACCGAGCUUUUCGUACGGUUCUGCAAACGGUCCUUUCUCAUCGUCAAGAUCAAGGAGGCUGCGGAAGUGAUCUACGAAUGAAGCGUCGAUCUUCGUGGAUACGAAUAUCCGCUCGAAACAGUUCACCGAAGUAGGGAAUUUCGACGAUUGAAAAAAAUUUAACGACGGUAUGUAAGCGGCUGUGUGUACUUUGCGUCGCACUCGAGGUGGACUCAGCGCUGGUUUUAAGGACUCUACCUUUAUAUAAACCCUCCCUAAAUCGCAAUGUACCCGUUCUAUAUACUUAUAUAUAUGUCU